Capra hircus (goat) is the source of this 7665-nucleotide messenger RNA. RefSeq names its product solute carrier family 16 member 10 (gene SLC16A10). Gene Ontology annotation, biological process: transmembrane transport. Gene Ontology annotation, molecular function: monocarboxylic acid transmembrane transporter activity. Bases 196 to 1743 code for a protein of 515 amino acids. The transcript is spliced from 6 exons. NCBI's taxonomy places the organism in Eukaryota, Metazoa, Chordata, Mammalia, Artiodactyla, Bovidae. The record is from RefSeq and is a predicted model, not a curated record.
UCCUGCUGAGUCCGGGUGCUGGGCUGUGGACCCGGAGGUUCGCGCGUAAGCCGGUCGCCGCCCGCCUACGGUGGGCUCAGCCGCUUUCGCCUCGGCCUCGCUAGCCCGCCCGCCCAACUCGGCGGCUCCUCCGCGAGCCCGCCGGGAACUCGCACCCCUCGCGCUCCCCUGCGCCCGAGGGGGCCGCCCCGGGCCAUGGUGCCCUCCCAGGAGGAGCCCGCCGCCGCGCGGGGGACAAGCGAGGCGCAGCCGCUCGGCUCCGCGCCUCCGGGGGCCGCUCCGCUGCCCGGCGCGGGACCCUUAGACGGCUCGGAGGCGGCGGCGGCCGAGAAGGUGGAAAUAGAGCUGGGUGGGUCGGUGGGCGCCGAGCCCCUUGAGCCCCCUGAGGGCGGCUGGGGUUGGCUGGUGAUGCUAGCAGCCAUGUGGUGCAACGGGUCGGUGUUCGGCAUCCAGAACGCCUGCGGGGUACUCUUCGUGUCCAUGCUGAAGACCUUCGGGUCCAAGGACGAUGGCAAGAUGGUCUUCAAGACAGCAUGGGUUAGUUCUCUCUCCAUGGGGAUGAUUUUCUUCUGCUGCCCGAUUGUCAGUGUCUUCACAGACAUAUUUGGUUGUCGGAAAACAGCUGUCGUGGGCGCUGCUGUUGGAUUUGUUGGACUCUUAUCAAGUUCUUUUGUAAGCUCCAUCGAACCUCUGUACCUGACCUAUGGGAUCAUAUUUGCCUGUGGUUGCUCCUUCGCCUACCAGCCUUCCUUGGUCAUUUUGGGACACUAUUUCAAGAAGCGCCUUGGACUGGUGAACGGCAUCGUCACCGCUGGCAGCAGCAUCUUCACGAUUUUGCUGCCUUUCCUCUUGAGGGUUCUGACCGACAGCGUGGGCCUCUUCCACACCCUCCGGGUCCUCUGCAUCUUCCUGUUUGUCCUCUUUCUGGCUGGCUUCACUUACCGACCUCUUGCUUCCAGUGCCAAAGAUAAAGACGGUACAACCAAAGGAGGCGACCGACUCUCCCUCUUUUCCAGGAGAAAGUUCAGUCCUCCAAAAAAAAUUUUCAAUUUUGCCAUCUUCAAGGUGACAGCGUACGCAGUGUGGGCCGUUGGAAUACCACUUGCACUUUUUGGGUACUUUGUGCCUUAUGUUCACUUGAUGAAACAUGUGAAUGAAAAGUUUCAGGAUGAGAAGAAUAAAGAGGUGGUUCUCAUGUGCAUCGGCAUCACUUCAGGAGUCGGACGGCUGCUCUUCGGCCGGAUCGCGGAUUAUGUGCCUGGAGUGAAGAAAAUUUAUCUCCAGGUCCUGUCCUUUCUCUUCAUCGGUCUGAUGUCCAUGAUGAUCCCCCUGUGCAGAGUCUUUGGGGGCCUCAUUGCUGUCUGCCUCAUCAUGGGUCUCUUCGAUGGAUGCUUCAUUUCCAUUAUGGCCCCCAUUGCCUUUGAGUUGGUUGGUGCCCAGGACGUCUCCCAAGCAAUUGGAUUUCUGCUCGGAUUCAUGUCUAUACCCAUGACUGUGGGCCCACCCAUCGCAGGGUUACUCCGUGACAAGCUGGGCUCCUAUAAUGUGGCAUUCUACCUCGCUGGAAUCCCUCCCCUUAUUGGAGGUGCUGUCCUUUGUUUUAUCCCAUGGGUCCACAGUAAGAAGCAAAGAGAGGUCACUAAAACCACUGGAGGAGAAAAGAUGGAGAAAAUGCUGGCGAACCAGAACUCUCUGUCAAGCUCAUCUGCAAUCUUUAAGAAGGAAUCUGACUCUGUUAUUUAAUGUCUCAUAUACCUCCACCAGACUGGACUUGCUUUCAGAAACUGAUGCAAGUUUUCCUUUUAUAUAUGAAUUGCAAAUUCGUUAUUUUUUUAAUCACAUCCUAGUAGCACAAUAAUUGGGAAGUAGAACCCUCAUUACUACAAGAACCAUUCGCUGGCAGUGAACAGCUAGCUGUCCGCUAUUUCCGUGAGUCUGAGGGCAGAGACUCAGAAUGUUUUCAUGUACAAGAAAACCUGUCUGAAAGUCAACUAUCAUGAGAAUAUGAAGCUCAGUAAAAAAGCAGCUUCCGAAACUGUGAAUGCUAUUUAGCUUGUACAAAUACUUAAAAGUACCUCAAGCUAUACUGAAAGGGUUGCGGUUUGAUUAGGACUGGAAAUAUUAUUUGUUGUCUCACAUUGGUGUGUUUGGUUUUGGUAUCUCUGUUUUAAUUUCUUCUGCUAUUUGGAAACUUCUUACAAAAUUUAAGCCUGGAUUCUAGAUAAUAUCAGAUCGACACAGAUUUCAAGCCAGUGUAAAAAUUGAUUGCCUGCUGUUAAAUAAGCUAUGAAAGUAAGUUAUUCUGACUUGCUCCAGUGUCAAGGGACCUUCUUGGAGCAGGUGCUCACAAGAUAUUCAGAAUCAAUAUGUGAGAUGAACAGGAUACUGUUCAUAAGGGCAAAACAGUUCAGAAAUCAGACAUUUCUUCCAUUUACAUUUUCUCCCUUUGGAUUUGCAGUGUGUUUUACUCAAGUUGCCAGAAACACCUCAGAUUUCUGAACUGUUUAAGAUGUAACAGUAAAAUAGAAUGGCUGAAAGAUAUUCUAGCAAUUUUAGCUUAGAAUUUUUCUGACUUCUGAAUUUGUUUCACUAGGACCUGAUAUUUAAACAAGCAUAUUAUCAAGUUGCAGUUUUAGGCAUAAAUGGGAAAAAAAAGUCUUUAGGAAGAAAAUAUCUAUUUCUGCUAGAAAGAAUUGCUCAAGUUGGUAAAACUUUCUGGCAAAAAUUUGCAUUCAUAUAUAUUUGUCCUAGUGUGUUCCCCUUUAACACUGCCUGUAUUUUUUCUAUUUAUAUAUAAAUAUAAGAAAGCAAUUAAAGUUUUAAAGAUUUAAAGUUAAAACCAAAGUCAUGACAUGACCUAAACUCCACUAAAAGAAAAAAACAGGAAUGGGUCCCUCAUACUGAAAUUAUAUUUUAGUACGUUUGUUUCGUAUUUAGGUCCUUAAAAAUUAAUAAUGCACAAACUCAUAUUUAAAGCCCCAAUACAUACGUAUAUUAGAUCCUCCUCAAAUGUGGCUUGCUAACCUAGGAAGAGGCCAUCUUUUUUAUAAAGCCCCUUCAGGAUCAACCUGUUCUUAAAUUCUUUGUGCUGAGAGAAAUGCAAUCUCCCUACUUUUCUUUUCAGCUUGGAUCGUUUGUGAAGGGUAAAGUCCUUCCCCUCCUGUCUCAAGCUGAGGAUGGAGAUGCCAGUAAGACAAAUGGGUGUGUAGUUGUUGGUGGGGGAGGAGGGCACUCAGGAGGAAGAGCAAAGUGAGGCUGAUAAGUAAACAACUAGAAAACCCAGUAACUUCUUCAGUAUCAGCUUUCUCAUCUGCAGCCUUGAAGGUUCAGUAUAAACACUAAAUAUGUAAUUUAUUUAUAAUAGAGCUUUAAACAAUUUUGAUCUUAGAGACAUUCAGCAACUUACUACACCAAACACAAAGCUGCAACUUACUACUUCCAAUACUUCUGCAUUUCAUAUACAAAAGCUAUGAAUAAUCAUCAAACCUGCCGCUAUAAAAUACUUAUUUUUUUCUACAGUUUCAGCACAAACUCCUGACUACCCUGUGAUUUUACAGAAAGAAUAGAUCUGAAAAACUUAGUCUGUAAAGACCUUCAGAAUGUUUUUCCUUUCAUUAUUUGGCUGAUAUUAGGGGGAAAAAGUAAUUAUCUGAAACUCAGACUUGAUCUUGUUUAUUUUCCAUAGUAAAAGAGCAACAUGACAAAUAUAACUUAGGUCUCAGACUAUUGUGUUUGUGUAUAAUAUUACACAUAUAUAGCUUCAGUCUAAUGGAACGAAUCAAACAGGAUCUAUAACACUGAGAAGGCUCUACUAAAAUAGACUCUAACAGAGAGUGUUGUGCUGUAAUAAUAUAAAGUUAAAAGUAUAGAAGAUAAGAUGCUAAAUUACAUAAAAUGCAUAUUUAGUAAUAUGUUGUUUGGUACAAAAAGUUCUAAAAGUCUAAAAUAUACAACCUAAGAAAAAAAUACCAGUAUUCACAAAGAUCUGUUUUAGGCCAAGGAAUGUUACUUUAAUCUUUCAAACUAAGGCCUAAUUUCUAAAGACUGUUACUUAAUUGCAGUAAAGUGACCUGAUGGACAUCCAUUUUGUUGUUGUUGUUGUUGUUGAAUCCAAGACACUUUUUUAAAAGAAUAGAUAAAAUCUUUAAAGAACUCAGCAAAUUCUCAAAUUUAAAAAAGGUUCUGGCAUUUGAGGCCAACAGCAUAAAAGAAGGGGAGCAAUCAUUCUGCUUCACACACAGUCCGGAUGGGAUGUCACUGUAACAGGACGCCCACGGAGCCUCCAGAAACUUCCGGUCAAGGUUACUGCAGUGCCUGUUUCUGGGGUGCGUGCAUGUCAGUAAUAAUGAGCCACCCAGAUUACUGAUACUAUUUUCAAAAUUUAUCUCUUUGGUCACAGUUGCGAUGCUUAGUCUACAGCCCUACCACAAGACCUGUAAUUUCUCCUGAAAACUGCACAGUGCUUGCACUGAGCUUCAGAUUCUGUUCAUAAAUAGAAAUAAGACUUCAUUUGUAUUUCACGAUCGGACGUUAUCUGUUUAUACAUGUUUGCAGAUGAUCCCAUGGACUCUGUCCAAGUAUGGGGGAAAAAUGCCAUCAGCUUCAACUUCCCACACUUUUAAAGUAAAUGGACACUUAGUUGUAAACAUAUGUUUACUUCUGGUAAUUAUACUCCUUUAACUGCACUUAACAUUUAAAUUCAUGCCACUGUUAUUUGUAAGCUGUCCCAUGUUCAGAUAACCUGAUGAUAAAUAAGGCUGAACAGAAAAUGUGUUAAGAGAUAGAGGUAGGCACCCUAUAGCAUGGGUGGGACUGAAGACUUCCUGGUGGCAAACUUUCAUGCCCUUUCAUGCCUCUUUUUAUACUGUCUUUAUCAUUCUUUUGCCCUUUCUUCCCUGCAUCCUUCAAAAACCUGCUGAAGAGUCAGUGACUAUCCUUGCUUAGUUCCACUGGUUGCUUAGUUGCAGUACUUACUGGUCCUGGUGAUUUCAGAGGGUGGAACCCCAUCCAAUUUUGUGUAACCUAAAGAAUGGCUUGCUCUCAGUUUUCAACUUAGAGUUCUAAUGGUACACUGGAAAAAAAAUUAUAAUGGGUUGGGGAGUCAGAAGUCUCAUAUAAUUGUCAACUUUUGUGUUAACAUAUAAAACUUUAAAUAUUUCAGGUAAAUGCUUUGAGAGGAAAGUAUGUUAAGUUCUUAACAUAUUUUCAGAGCAUACUUUUUUUAACUUUGAUUUUCAUAUUCCAUUAAAGUUUUGCUAAAUUGUAGCCCUGAGAACAUACCCUGGAGGAUGCCUGGGAAUCUAGUAGGCCUCUGGGAUGCAGUCUCUCAUGAAUCUGCUUUAGGCCUGGGUUACAAUUUACGGUGAAUGGUAUUAAGAGUAAGUUCCCAGCGUCUAGAGAUAUGGAUGUAAAGUAUGAGCAAAUUAGCUCUAAAAUUAAAAAAUAUGUGAAUAAUUUAAAUACAUAUUAAAAACUAUUCACAAGUUUUCAAACUGAAAACCUCAUUGUUGCUGCAAGGAGGGAGCAAAUAACAAGGUAGACAGCAGCAACAGACGCUUCCAGGCUCACUGAGUGUGUGACAGUCGCAGCCAGGUUUCACCACUUUACUUGUUGACAGAGACUCAUGCUUUGUUUCAAAAAUACACUGCAAGUGAUAGGCUACAAUUUUCAAGAAUAAAGGGCCAAAUCCCCAUAGCUAACUGUGAAGCCUGCACACAACAUAAGACUCAUUAUUACCAAACUACCAUAAACAGGGAUUUUUAUCAGAUGACUGCUUAGGACCCAUGAAACAAUUCAUUGCCACACCUCUGAAUCACUCAAACCUUGAUAUUUGGGAUACAGUAGCCUACUUUAGCUUUAAAAAUUAAUAAUUUUAAAACAUAAACAUUAAUUACCUUGGCCUCUAUACAUUCAAGGAAAUUUCCCAUGGUACUAUUUUUUUUUGACAGAUAUAAAAUAGGAGGCUACCUCAUUUAUGAAACAAGGUUUCUGUUUUUUAUUAGUAUGCUGGAAAGACCGUGAGAAUGAAAUGAGACCUUCUCAAGUGCUGGGUCAUGACACUCAGCUUUGUCACGGCAGCCCGCCUACCUCAGCCUUUGGGGUCUACCUAAAAACCCAGCGUAAUCAGUUCCUGCAUAAUCAGUGAUUGAAUGGUGAUUCUGGAGACUAAAAGGCAAGGGAGUGUAGGCUGUUAAAGGGGGUUGAAAUACCAGUAAAACAAAAUGUGUUUUGUUCCUAUAAAUAGUAUUUAAAAGGAAAAAAAAUGGAAUAUUAACUAAUAUGGCCUGUGGAUAAUCUGAAAAAGGAAAAAAAAAAAAGAGAUGAACCUUAUAACCUAUAUACCAUAAUGAACAGUUGCUAAAACGCGUCAUGAAUGGCUUGUACAAAUUACACCGGCAGCUUGACGACGAGGUCCUGUUUUCAUGUUUUCUUUGGCAGGAAGAUGGAUGAUCACUGACAACAGAUUGUAUGCUUGUGCCUUAGCCUUAGAGCCUCCAUGUUAAACUCCUGUAAGAAACACUCCUUUCCAAGUGGAUCAGGGACUGUGGCAGUGAGCUUUCAUCUUACUGGAGUUUUUGAAAAUGCUACCACUGAGUGUAGCGAUAGUAUAGGGGUUAAUCCACAAGUUCCCAAUCUAAUGAAAGAGGUUUCUCGCCUUUCAGUAUGGUGGCCUAUAAGAAGAGUAUUUUGGAGUUGAAUGUCACUAAGCAUGCAUGUGAUAUCACUAUGUACACAAAACAACAUUUAGAAAUCAAUACCAGAUAAUAUUUUCAGUAUCUGUUGGUUAUUAAGAGUGAAUCUGUUAAAUAUGUGUGUAAACACAUAAACCUUUUCUGUUAUCUUCACCAAAUGUAAUCUUCUAUAGGAGGUUCUACAAUGCAAGACAGUGGUAGGUCAACAUAUCUGUCGUAAUUUAGUCUAUACUGGAAUAUUAUUUCAGGGACCCAGGGUUUGUUAUCCAGACUGCUGUAUUUUCACCCCAGCCUAUGAGGCCCAGGGUUUCUUACUGAGUGCUGUAUUCUCACCGCAGCCUAGGAGACCCAGGGUUUGUUAUCAAGUGCUGUAUUCUCACCGCAGCCUAUGAACUGACUGUAUUUGGUGCCUUUUUUUUCCUACCAGAGAAAGAUUAGAUCAGGAUUGGUGCUAAAUUUCAUGUUCUUUGCAAAAUAAUUUUUUUCUUUUUAAAUAUAUAUAAUUCAAUAGGAAACAUAUAUGUCUGGCAGUAUUAUGCAUGUUACAUUUUGUAGAUAUAUCUGAGGGAAAACCCCUCCUAAUAAAGGAAUUAUUGAGUUCAAGUCUACUAAAAAAUAUGUAAUUUUUGUUAAUACAGAAGGCAUUAGGGUACAAAACUCAAAAAAAUGAUCACCAAAUGAAAACUUAAUGAUGAACACAGCCCCCAAAGAUAAUGACUAAAGAAAAAGUCCCUGGGCAAUGUUGCUAGCAUGAAGUUAGCUAUUCAAAGUAUUCUGUAACUCUUAUGUGAAAAAAAAGUCAUAUUUUAUUAUAUAUAUAGUUAUAUAUAUAUGCGUGUGUGUAUGUACUAUAUACACACAUACACACAAAAUAGCUUUCUGUUGGGCUUAAGGAGAUAAUUUAAGCUGUUUUUUUGGGCUUAGAGUUUUGGGAGCCAUCAAUCUUAAAACCUGGACAAUGAGUUACUUAAAA